This is a messenger RNA of Micropterus dolomieu (smallmouth bass), 4190 nucleotides long. RefSeq lists its product as uncharacterized. Gene Ontology annotation, molecular function: double-stranded telomeric DNA binding. Gene Ontology annotation, biological process: positive regulation of DNA-templated transcription. Gene Ontology annotation, cellular component: nucleus. NCBI's taxonomy places the organism in Eukaryota, Metazoa, Chordata, Actinopteri, Centrarchiformes, Centrarchidae. The record is from RefSeq and is a predicted model, not a curated record.
GAUGGGAGGCUGGCGCUCAGGGGAGCCAACCAGAGUUGACCGUGUUAGCUUAGCAAACAGCCUGUUAGCGAGUCAUCUGCUGUUGUAAGUUUGCCAACAUGCUAAUAGAGGCAGCGUAACCGCAACACACUGCAGCAAGUAUUCUGUCUGACUCUGUAGAGGUCCAGCCGAGCUGAACUCCGCGGAGCCAUGCGACAGUGGUGUGUCCCCGCUGCGACCCCUCGCACCGAACCACUCCCGGGGCGGCUGUCUGUGUCGCCCCCUCCAUCAGAUGCCAGAAUGGAGUGCUGUGAGGUGGAGCCACGCUACACCAUCGAACAGAUCGACCUGCUGCAGCGCCUGCGUCUCUCCGGCAUGACCAAACCUCAGAUCAUCCACGCUUUGGAGUCCCUGGAGAGGCUUGACCCGGACCACCGCCCGUCUCACUGUGACUCUCACCCCGCCCCGUCCAACAACACCCCAACCACAGCCGCUCCAGCCCCGUCCUCAUCUUCAUCCUCCUCUUCCUCUUCGCUCUCACUAGCCUCUGCUACCACGCAGACCUCCGGUCUGGACGGCGCCGCUCUGUCCCCCAGCAAUAGCUACGAGGCUUCGCCUCCGCCCCUCUACCCCCCCAGUGUGGUGGUCCAGCGGUCAUUCAGCUACGACAUGAUGGGAGAGGAAGAGUGGGACCUGGAGGAGAAGGUGGAGGAGUACAUGCGGAGAGACAGCAACCUGGUGAAAGAAGAGAUCAAAACCUUCCUCAACAAUCGCAGGAUCUCUCAGGCAAUCGUGGGCCAAGUUACAGGCAUCAGCCAGAGUUACAUCUCGCAGUGGUUGCUGCAGCAAGGCCUGGAGAUGAGCGAUUCCAAGCGCAGAGCUUUCUACCGCUGGUACCUGCUGGAGAGAAAUAACCCAGGGCUGCGAGGUCAAGGAAGGACACGAGACAAAUCUAUAAUUUCAGAGGAAACAAAUGAUAAAGGGCUGAGGUGGAGUGAAAGCCAGCACAGCGUGAGUCCCAUGUCCAGGGCCAGGGGAGGGGACAGAGACGGGACGGUAGCAGGGGCAAGUGGCAGCCUCCCCAACCCAAACACCAACCUCAACCCCAACCCAGUGUGGAGCAGGCAGAGAGAGCUGCUGAUGCACUUGCUGCCGUGGUACACUGCCGCUGCUGCAGCCGCCCAGGCCCAGCCAGGGGCCACCCUCUCAAUGCGGUCUUUAGUGAAAGAGGAACCUGAUUGGAGGACAGGGAUCAUGGCUGGCGACAGAGCAGGGAUGGUGGGCGGGCCUCUGAGGCUGCGUAGAGGAAGCAGGUUCACCUGGAGGAAGGAGUGCCAAUCGAUCAUGGAGAGUUUCUUCAUGGAGAACCAGUACCCAGAUGAAGGGAAGCGAGAGGAGAUCGCCAACGCCUGUAACUCUGUCAUUCAGAAACCAGGUUGUAAGCUAUCUGAAUUUGAGCGUGUGACAGCAUUGAAGGUGUACAACUGGUUUGCCAAUCGUCGGAAGGAGAUGAAGAGGAGAGCAAAUAUCGAAGCUGCCAUUUUGGAAAGCCAUGGAAUCGAGGUGCCAAGUCCAAGCUGCCACUCAAAUGGUGAGGAGGGAGAGAUGCAAGAGUUUGCUGAUCAGGUGACUCACCGAUUCUCAGAUCAAGAAGAGACAUCCCUCAGGAUUGUUGACCAACAAGACCCCUCCUCUUUGGCCACUACAGAGAUUGCAGCCCUGCCAAGCCCCACCCCUCAGGUCCUGGAUCAGAAAGAGGAGGACUCAAAAAGGGAGACUGUGGAUGAAGAGUGACCAAAGCUGGUGGAGUUUGGAUCAUGAUAUGUGAAUUUUAAUCAGAUGAAAUAGGAAAAGAAUAAGUGUCUCCUCCUCCACCCAUGUAGGGCCUUCGGGGCCUAUGGCACCCAAAAAUCAAAGGGAGAUAUGCGCUGAAACACGCUGAGGUGCCUCUGAUGGUAAGGAGGCCACUGUAUUUAUCAACAGUAAUACUGCUUAUAUUAACGGCAAUAUACAGUGUAUAUAUAUAUAUAUAUAUAUAUAUAAAAAUAUAUAUAUCAAUAUAUAGUGCAUUCCAAGAUGGUAUUAAAAAGCCUAAAUUCCUUAGAGGGAGAAUUAUGUAACGGAUACCUCGCCCAUUUUAAGCUAAGCCUUUAGUUUUUUCUUUGCUUCAUGCCUUUUUUAAGCCUUUUCAAAGACUGGUUGUUUGAUGGACUGUGGUGACAUGAACACGCUGAGCCUGCAGGUCAGGUGUAUUUGGGUGUGGGGAUAAAGUAUGGUAUCAAAGAUAUAGUGGUGAUUCGAAUGCCCUCUGCUCGCUUGAAUGUGUUGGGCUCUAUCUGGUUCGUAAGACUCUAACCUCAAUCGGUCGAUUGAUUAAAUCAGUCGAUCAAUCAACGAGUGCUGUUGCUAUUAAAUCCGUAAAGCCCUGAGGGACAACUUUAAUCUCAGGUAACAAAAAAUGGUGGAUCAAGACUGAAGAGUUGUCUCAACAUAUGCUUUGUUUUCUUCAGCUUUAUUUUCUUCAUCUUUAACGGUGUUUAACCAAAACAGGAAGUGUUAUUUAUACCUUUUUAUAUUAGCAAAACAAGCCUAGGACAAUAUAUCAUAGUAUCUCUUUGUCAUCUGUCUUCUUUGUUAUACUGAAUGCUGCUGUGAUCAUUUUUGUAGUCUAUCCUCAUUUCAGAAUCUCUCAAUCCUCAACUCAGCCAGUGAAGCUAGACUAGUUACAUUAGUCUACUCAGAUUAUUUUAUUUUUAACGUUUGAAAGAACGCUAAAACCAAUGUGAUCAAAAAUCAUAAUGCGUUGGCCUACAUGCUACAAGCACCUUCUCUUUUCCCUAUUGGAAUAAGCUAAAGCUUAAGCUCAUUUAAGUUUGUGUGACUGCAAAGCUGCACUUCAAAGUGGAUCUCACUAUAAUUGACAGGGGGGAGCAGUGCAGACUGUACCUGCAUUUGGGCCUAGACAUGUACAUAACCCAGAGAAUAUACACAUCUGUGGGUGCUUUCCUUCAAAUUACAUUAGCACUAUAUAGAAACUGUUAUUUGUCAAACUUGAUAUAUGAAUAGCUGACCUAAACUCUGCAUUACUUAGCCCCCUAUAUUUACUGGCCCAAGGCCUUGGGAGUUACUCCCUAAAUGUUCAUGAAAUGGACAAAGACGCUUGUUCUCAAAUGCCCCCCUCCCAACAGGGUGCUACCAUGUUACCUCCUAAUGCCAAAGCUAUGCCAAGGUAGAGAUGAGCUAUGCUUACAGGAACAGGAAAUGACACUGUCACAACACUAUAGAUAUAAAAUACAUAGAUGUUUAUUUGCAAAGUACAACACUAGCCAACUCUAGCUUACCUCAGAAUAACUCAUGUUAUGAAUGUGUUACACGCUAACUGUCAAACUUGACAGCAGCCAUUAUUGUGACUGUUUAUGAUAUGGACAGUGUUAUGUAGCAUUUAUGAUGGUGGGGUUUGCCCUGGAUCAUUAAUGUAUACUCACCUCAGACAGUUCUCUAGUCUGGCUUUGGACAAGAACCCCAAAGCUGCACGCUGUUUCUGAUCAUUAUGCUCCUCUAUCUGCUUUUAUCUGACAACAAGAAAAUAAUAACAACAAUAAAAUUGCAAAAAAAACAAAAAAACAAUGGCUGUGAUAUGUCUUGAGUUAUUUUGAAUGAUUUAAGGUUUGGGAGAGGAACAUUAAGCUGGUGUCGAGAUAAUAAAACUUGCCAAUUAGAGCUGAAUUAUUCAAUUAAUAAAUUAUCAGUAAUAUGUUUAUAAUAAUAAUCAGUAUUUCAAUUAAUGCUAGACCAAAGUAUUGAGUAGUAAAAGCUUUGGUGCUUUCUAAUGUAUUCGCUGCUGCUAAUACUUCCAGUGUUGUAUGAUUAUCUGGUGGAGCAGGAGCUCAGGGUCACUGAAUAUGAUGUCAGAGAGUCAGCUGAACAACAUGGUGACCAAUUAUGUACCUAGAAGGUAUGGCUAAUAGUACAUGCCACCGAAAUGUUCUACUACAUAUUGACUAAAUUACUAGGUAACAAGUGAUGAAAGGAUUGAAUGGGAUAUACAUGGAGGGAUGUCUUAUUUCAAUAUAUGCUUUUUCUGUAAUAAUAUAACUACAAGAUCAAAGUUGCUGUAAUUUGCCCUAGUUGCAACUAAAUUUCUUCUUAACAGAAGAUGGCAGCAUUGUCACUCAUCUAUAAGGCAAGAAUAAAAGUGGUGCACCCUGAAA